GGUAGGAGACACAGAGACACUUGGCGUCAUAGAGAAAGUGCCUAAAACACGCGAAAGAACCAAACAGAACUCAGAGACCAGAGGAGCAACAAGCAGACAGAUUCAGCGAGAAGGAGAGACUGUAAAAAAAAAAACCACAGAAAAAAAAAGAAAUCGGAGGCUUUCGACAGGGAAAUUGGGGGGAAAAAAAGAUCGGAGCUCUUGCGUUGAAGAUCCGCCAUUUUAGACCAGCUUAUCCUAAAAUUGUCGGAUUCAAUAUUGUCCGAAAAUGGCUAGUAACUUGAAUUUCAAGAACUUCGGCUAUGAGCCGCCGGGAGACAGCGGCGGAGGCGGAGGAGGAGGAGGAGGCAACGGAGGGAGGAACGGGCCGCCGGCUAGCUUUCCGUUGACCAGACAAGGAUCGAUAUACUCUUUGACAUUCGACGAGUUUCAGUCAAGUUUGGGCAAAGAUUUUGGGUCAAUGAACAUGGACGAGCUGUUAAAGAACAUAUGGAGUGCCGAAGAGACACAAGCCAUGGCUUCAACUGGUGCUGUCGGAGGCGGUGGUGGUAAUGGCGGCAGGGGCCAAGGUGGUCAAGAUGGUUUGCAGAGACAGGGCUCAUUGACUCUGCCUCGAACACUUAGCCAAAAAAGGGUUGAUGAAGUAUGGAAAGAUAUCUCAAAGGAAUACACGGCGGUUAACAACGGCGGUGGAGGAUCAAACCUGCCUCAGAGGCAACAAACGUUAGGGGAAGUAACGUUAGAGGAGUUCUUGGUGCGAGCUGGGGUUGUUAGAGAGGAAACACAGGCUGCCGGAAAGGCAAACAAGGGCGGAUAUUUCCGUGAUUCGUCCGGUUCUGUUGGUAAUACCGCUGUUUCGGGUGACGGGUUUGCUGGUUUGAUGGGAAAUCUUGGUCCAGAGAGUGGAAAUCAAAUGUCAGGACAGAGCUCUAUGUUGCCCGUGAACGUUAAUGGAGCUAGAUCAUCAAACCAGCAUCAGGAACCAAAGCAACCGGCUUUCGGGUACGGAACACAAAUGCCAUUGCUGGGUGGACAGCCGAAUAGUCAUGGCAUCAGAGGUGGUCUCAUGGGACUUACUGAUCGGUGUCUCGGAGGCAAUGCGGGUUUGGUUCAAGUUCAAGGCCCGGGUCUGAUGACAGGUGGCGGGUUGGGAUUAGCUGGAGCCGUGGGCAUUGGUGGAGCUUCUCCUGUUACACCAUUGUCGACAGACGGGACAGGGAAGAGUAAUGGCGACACUUCAUCAGUUUCGCCUUUGCCUUAUAUGUUUAGCGGAGGCAUGAGGGGAAGGAAGAGCAGUGGUGCGGUGGAAAAAGUUGUCGAGAGAAGGCAGAGAAGAAUGAUCAAAAACCGAGAAUCAGCAGCAAGAUCACGGGCUCGAAAGCAGGCUUAUACCAUGGAGCUUGAAGCCGAAAUCGCGAAGUUGAAGGAAGAGAACCAAGAGCUACGAAAAAAGCAGGCAGAGAUGAUGGAAAUGCAAAAGAAUCAGGUACCCUUUUCGUUUCUCGAUAUUUUAUUUAGCGUCUUAGCAUCGUUUUUCCGGUUAAUUGGUCGGUUCCUUCGCUUUAUCAUAUCAUCGAGCCACGAGAUAGAGAUUUCCGGCGGCGAUGGAGAUGAUGAGUCUACAAGGAGGUCCCAAGAAACGGCUGAGGAGAACGCAAACAGGGCCUUGGUGAAAAGAUGAUACAACAAAACCCAGAAUCUGAUUAGGAGUUUUUUUUUUUUUUUUUUUUUUUGGGGGUAUAGUUAGCUUCUGUGUAUAAUCAGUGGGAGAUUUCAUAUUUUGCAUAGAUCCUUGGGGUUUAGUGAAGAGAAGAGGCUUUCAUCCUUUACGCUAAGGUAAGGUCCAUGUAAAUUCUCUCGUCAUAUAUUUUACAUCCAAACACAGAAUCAGAAUCUCUUCCCUUCUCUCAUCA
Tarenaya hassleriana is the source of this 1913-nucleotide messenger RNA. Its product is annotated as ABSCISIC ACID-INSENSITIVE 5-like protein 5. Bases 269 to 1681 code for a protein of 470 amino acids. The record is from RefSeq and is a predicted model, not a curated record. Gene Ontology annotation, biological process: positive regulation of DNA-templated transcription. Gene Ontology annotation, cellular component: nucleus. Lineage: Eukaryota; Viridiplantae; Streptophyta; Magnoliopsida; Brassicales; Cleomaceae. The transcript is spliced from 5 exons. Gene Ontology annotation, molecular function: DNA-binding transcription factor activity.